AUGCCGCCCAAGGCAAAAGUUGUCCCAAAGGCGAGCAAUCCAGAAACCAAGGCUGCCGAACCUAUUCCAGAGACGUUAGACGACCGCACGGCUCAGCGGUUUUACCAGACGAACCCAGUCGAGAAGCGAUUCGAAGAAACUGGUUUUCCAGGCCUGACUCCUGCCGAGAAGAAGACAUACACCUACACGAAGUUAAUUCAGCCGGUUGCCGAUCACAAAAUACCUCUCACGAAUAAAGCAGAGCGAGAAUACUGGAAACAAGUCACCAAGGACGGGCUACCCAUCCGCCGUCUUCGAAAAGGCUACAGCUGGGGCAAAGACAGAAACGGUCGCGAGAUUGGCACGUAUCAGCUCGAAGAUUUCGAGCAGUAUUCCGUCAAACAAGCCCGACUGGCAGCUUCAGACAUCCUCCACCGUCAAUUUGUCUGCAGACGACAAAAAGAGGUUGUGAGCGGCAGUGACGUCUCGACCGAAGAAAUUGAGUCGGAGAAACGCAGACGACAAGAUAUGGCCGCCUUGAGUCGGGACCUAUACGGCGAAAUCACGGGAUCGCUUUCAAAUGAUCCUGAAUGGGAUGAUGUGAUUCCCAUUCCCCUUAGCGAACCUGACGAUGCUCUCGCCCAAAUUGCCUACCCAGAAGACUAUGCCGAAGCCGUUUCCUACCUUCGCGCCGUAAUGGCUGCGGAGGAGUGUUCGCCAAGGUGCCUCCGCCUGACUGAGCAUGUCAUAUCGAUGAAUCCUGCCCAUUAUACCGUGUGGCUGUAUCGCUUCAAAAUUAUCCAGACGCUGAAGCUGCCUGUUCCCGAGGAAAUCGACUGGCUGAACAAAGUAGCGUUGGCAAACCUGAAAAACUAUCAAAUUUGGCACCAUCGCCAGCUUCUGCUAGACUACUAUUUCCCGAGUAUAGCCGACGACGAAGACACCAUCAAGAAACUAUCACGGACUGAGACACAAUUCAUCAAUAGUAUGCUCGAGGAGGACACCAAAAAUUAUCACGUGUGGUCUUUUCGACAGUAUUUGGUGGCAAAGUUGGGCAUGUGGAACAUCACAGAACUGGCAGCAACACAGAAUUUGAUCGAAGACGACAUCAGGAACAACUCGGCGUGGUCGCACCGCUUCUUCCUAGUCUUCUCUGACCCUAGCAUUGCUACCCCAGGUCUUCCGGCCACAGCGCGCGACUCAAAGGUCCCGGCUGCAAUCAUUGACAGAGAGGUGGAGUAUGCGAAGGAAAAGAUUGCAUUGGCGCCUCAAAACCAAUCUAGUUGGAACUAUCUCCGAGGGGCACUUGCAAAAGGUGGAAGAAGCUUUUCCGAAGUUGGUGAAUUCUCAGAGCAGUUUGUAUCCAACUUGGGUGAGGACAGCGAAGAUGUGAGAAGCUCUCAUGCAUUGGAUUUAUUGGUUGAUGUCUACGCUCAGUCUGGCGAUGUGAGCAAAGCUACGCUUUGUCUCCAAAGGCUUGGGGAGAAAUGGGAUCCAAUUCGUGAGGGAUAUUGGAAGUAUAGAGCGUCCGAACUGGCAGGGGCAAAAGCUUGA
Pochonia chlamydosporia 170 is the source of this 1533-nucleotide messenger RNA. RefSeq names its product protein farnesyltransferase. NCBI's taxonomy places the organism in Eukaryota, Fungi, Ascomycota, Sordariomycetes, Hypocreales, Clavicipitaceae. The record is from RefSeq and is a predicted model, not a curated record. Bases 1 to 1533 code for a protein of 510 amino acids. Gene Ontology annotation, cellular component: protein farnesyltransferase complex; CAAX-protein geranylgeranyltransferase complex; cytoplasm. The transcript has 3 exons. Gene Ontology annotation, molecular function: CAAX-protein geranylgeranyltransferase activity; protein farnesyltransferase activity. Gene Ontology annotation, biological process: protein geranylgeranylation; protein farnesylation.